This is a messenger RNA of Serpula lacrymans var. lacrymans S7.9, 498 nucleotides long. RefSeq lists its product as uncharacterized. The record is from RefSeq and is a predicted model, not a curated record. The transcript has 2 exons. Bases 1 to 498 code for a protein of 165 amino acids. Lineage: Eukaryota; Fungi; Basidiomycota; Agaricomycetes; Boletales; Serpulaceae.
AUGCCCCCGCAAACUAUACAAGCUUAUCCACCUUCCACAAAAAUACUGUUUGGGAAUUGCGAUACUGUGUUGAUUCAUACAGGCAUGGGUGGGGGGAUCUCCAACCUGCAAGUCGCCCAAGUUUGUCUCAUUUUCCAACCAGUUGGAUCCUCCGCAGUGUGGGAUGCUGAGGUAUUCCUGGUGUUUGUUUAUGCAGAGAGCUUUGAAUUUGCGGGCUUGCAUAGAGACACAAACGGCACCAUCCUACAGGAGCCGGACGUGCAGAUGUUCCUUCUCCAGAGGGGGUACAGGCCCACAAAUCCGUCAGGCAAGACCGUCAAAGCGGGGGGUAUCUAUCAACUGGAUGCAGUUUUCAUUCCUGUUGAUAUCAUCCCAGUAUUCAGAAAGGUAAUGGACCGUAGAUUGAAUGCUACUAAUUGCCAUGAGCUCCCUACAACAUUCUACCUAAACAACUUCUCGGAUAAGGAAACAUACAAUACAUUCAUGUCUGAAUUCUAG